Messenger RNA from Drosophila nasuta, 2151 nucleotides. Its product is annotated as putative inorganic phosphate cotransporter. The record is from RefSeq and is a predicted model, not a curated record. NCBI's taxonomy places the organism in Eukaryota, Metazoa, Arthropoda, Insecta, Diptera, Drosophilidae. The coding region runs from base 66 to 1490 and encodes 474 amino acids. Gene Ontology annotation, molecular function: transmembrane transporter activity. Gene Ontology annotation, biological process: transmembrane transport; monoatomic anion transport. Gene Ontology annotation, cellular component: membrane. The transcript has a single exon.
CACACACAAUUUACCCGUUUCAUACAACUCACAAACUAUUAAAAAAAAAGCCAAAAAAAAAAUUAAUGGACAAAGCUGGUGGAAGCAAAGGCGAUGGCAAUGAGAAGUACGCUCUAGAUAGCCAGAUUCCGGCGUAUGUUCGCAGCAGAUUCUUUGUGACAAUCAUGUUGUUCCUGGGCAUGGCAAAUGCCUAUGUGAUGCGCACCAACAUGUCGGUGGCCAUUGUGGCCAUGGUCAAUCACACGGCCAUCAAGGGCGAGACGACGGACAACGAGACGGACACCAGCGAUCGUCAGGAUGGUGAAUUCAACUGGAGCUAUAAACUUCAAGGCUACAUCCUGGCCUGCUUCUUCUAUGGCUAUGUGAUCACACAGAUACCUUUCGGGUUUCUCAUCAACACGUACGGGGCCAAACACUUCCUCGGCUGGGGCAUGAUGAUCAACUCGAUUGCCGCAUUCUUUGUGCCCAUCGCAGCCCGCAAAGGUGGCUACAUCGCUCUGUGUGCGGUGCGCUUUAUCCAGGGCCUGGGCGAGGGUCCCAUUGUGCCCUGCACCCACGCGAUGUUGGCCCAAUGGAUACCUCCGGGCGAGCGAUCUCGCUCCGGGGCCGCUGUCUAUGCGGGCGCUCAGUUUGGGACCAUCAUAUCGAUGCCAUUGAGCGGAUUGUUGGCCACUUACGGCUUUGACGGAGGCUGGCCAUCGAUCUUCUAUGUCUUUGGUGCUGCCAGCACCAUUUGGUGUGUGCUCUUCAUUCUGUUUGUCGCGGAGAGUCCGUCGGCAGCGAAGAACAUCACUGAGGCGGAACGCAAGCAUAUUGUGGAGACCAUUUGGUCGAGUCACAAAGACACCGAAGAUGCAACGGGAAUUGCAAAGACGCCGUUGCGCAGCAUCUUUACUUCGCUGCCAUUUUGGGGCAUUCUAAUUGCCCACUGCGGUCACAAUUACGGCUACGAAACGUUGAUGACCGAACUGCCCACUUACAUGGCCAUGGUGAUGAAUGUGAAGCUCAAGGAGAACGGAUUUCUCUCCUCGCUGCCAUACUUGGCCAUGUGGCUGAAUGCCAUGCUGCUGGCCUUCAUUGCCGAUUUUAUGAUCAGCAAGAACGUGAGUAUUACGAUUACGCGUAAGGUGAUGAAUUCAAUCGGACAAUAUGUGCCGGCCGUAGCGCUCUUUCUUGUCGGAUAUUUGCACGAGAGUCUGAUGUUAACCGUCUUGAUAUUCACCAUUGGCAUGGCCUGCAAUGGAGCCAUCUAUUCGGGAUUUAAAAUCAAUCACUUGGAUCUGUCGCCUCGCUUUGCGGGACUCCUCAUUGCGAUUACGAACUGCAGUGCCAAUCUUGUGGGACUCACGGCACCUAUGAUAGCCGGACAUGUGAUCAACCAUGAUCCAUCGAUAUCCAACUGGCGGAUUGUCUUUCUAAUUGCCUCGAUUGUUUACUUCAUCGUUGGCACCAUCUAUAAUCUGUUGGCCUCUGGAGUGCGACAAUGGUAGGCCAACAGCAACCAACAACCAAACAACAAUCAAACCAAAACAAAAGCAAAAACCUCAAAACAAAUCCAAAAUGAAUCGAAACUAAACACAGCUGUAACUGGGCCACAACCAAAAACAUUUUGUUGGCCUUCACAUCCUGCUGCUGAUGCUGUUGCUGCUGUUGCUGCUAAUGACACUGCUGGUCAUGUCACCAAGCACACUUAGUUUUGAACAACACACAGAGAACAUUUGGGCAUUCAAACGUUCGACAUUCGAAGAGAACAUCAAUCAAAUUACCUCGACACUAUCCCCAACACAUUUUGGAUAUGUUAUUGUUGUGUGCCAUUGGUCUCUGUGGUUUUUGGGCCAGAAUUCAAUUCAAAUCGUAAUCGUACUCGUACUCAUGAAGCCAUCAGCAUUUAGUUGUAAAUGAAGCCAAUAACAACUAUUUCAAGAAGGAAAGAAGAACAAAAUGAACGGAAAAUCUCGCUGUCGCUGAUUAAGUUUAAUUAAAUAUCAUGAGUAAUCAUCAUUUUUGAUAAAACAAAAACAAAAUUGAAAUCAGAAAUAAUGAUUAUCUACGAUAUUUAUUUAUUUAUUCCAUCGAAACAUAAAUUGAUAUUGUAUUACAGCUUUUGUAUCGAGUUUUAAUUUUAAAUAUAUUGACACCGCUAUUGAUGCU